Molecule: messenger RNA, 1583 nt
Organism: Emericellopsis atlantica
Lineage: Eukaryota; Fungi; Ascomycota; Sordariomycetes; Hypocreales; Bionectriaceae
Exons: 3
Coding region: 186-1475 (429 amino acids)
Cellular component (GO): cytoplasm
Molecular function (GO): electron-transferring-flavoprotein dehydrogenase activity; flavin adenine dinucleotide binding
Source: RefSeq, a predicted model, not a curated record
CCUCAAUGUGACAGGGUCAAAAGACCGGCGCUGACGAGUACCCCGACCGAAAUCACAAACCCGAAUUUCGUAUCUCCGUCUCCUGUUAUCAAUCUAAUCUGAUCUAACACCAGCGGACUCUGCAACAUGUACUUGGCCUGCUCCCCUUGCUCUGUUACCAAACCAUCAAACAUGGUGUCGCCAUCAUGUUCCAACACACGAUACUCUGGCUAGACGCCGUAGCGGAGAUAGCUGCUAUUGUUGCCGCCGAAGUUGUGCGCGGCAUGAACGCCUUUUUCCUCCGUCAGCAAAUCCGCGUUCUCGGAUCGACGCCACCUGAGCAGCGUACCCAGAAUGUUGUCGUUGUCGGCGCUUCAUUUGCAGGCUAUCAUGCGGCCCGUCUCAUGGCGCGCAGCCUGCCUCGAAAUAGCCACUACCGAGUCGUGGUGAUAGAGCCAAACAGUCACUUCCAGUUUACUUGGCUUCUGCCUCGCUUCUGCGUGGCCCCGGGACACGAACACAAAGCCUUCAUACCGUACGGCGGAUACAUCAGUGGCACAGCCCCAGGAAGCUUGCAAUGGGUCAGGGAUUGGGUUACGGACAUUGGAAAAAACAUUGUUACUGUGGGCAAUGAGGACGUUAUCCCGUACGAGUAUCUUGUUGUGGCGACAGGAUCGGGCGUACGCCAGGGACUACCGUCCAGAGUCAACGCGACGGACAAGACAGAGGGGGUGAAGCUCCUGCGCGAGUUCCAGGCCUCUAUCCAAAGCGCAAAGAGGAUUGUUGUCGUUGGCGGUGGCGCUGCCGGCGUCGAGCUUGCUACCGACGCCAAGUCCAAGUAUCCGGAAAAGCAUGUCACCCUUGUCCACUCAAGAAGCGCGCCCAUGCACCUCUGGGCAAGUAGUCUGCAGAAGGCAGCACUGGAGGGCUUGGAGCGACUAGGAUGUGAGCUCAUUCUCAAUGAGAGGGUGAUUGAGCAGGACGAUAAAGCCGGGACGAUUACGUUGCAAUCGGGAAAAGUCAUGGAGACUGACUGCGUUGUGAACUGUACCGGGCAGAAGCCUUCCUCCGAACUGAUCGCGAAGCUCUCGCCCAGCUCCAUUGCAUCGACGGGUCACAUCAAAGUCAACCCGAACCUGAGCAUCAGGGACGACUCGCUUUCGGACAGGGUCUACAUCUGCGGAGACGUUGCUGACACGCAAACGCCAAAUCCGAAUGCACGAUCGGCCAUGCUGCAGGGCAGUGUGGUAGCCGACAAUGUUCUACUCGCAAUCAAAGACCAGAAACCCAGGCAUGUCUACAAGAACCACUGGCUGCAAGGCUUUAUCAAACUGACCCUGGGACUGGACCGGUCAGUAUCACUUUUCGGUCACGGUGAAACGGCUCUGCUUUUCCAGAGUCGGGAGAAGAAAGAAGAUCUGAUGGCAGCGCAGGGCUGGAAGCACCUAGGUGCCAAACCCUUCGUGGAUGACUCAAGCUCACCCAAGUCCUGCUGACAAUGAGAAGCUGACCGACUCACGCCACUGGAUCAACUUGCGACUUUAGCUAGUCACCGGCAAGAAAUCAUCUCGCUCGGAUUUGGAGACAUUAGGCGUAUUUUCUCG